AUGGCCACCUAUAACAACGCCUCUCGCUUCGCAAGCUGCAAGACCACCGGAGAAAUCCUCCACAAAGCCGUCUGCAUCGACGAGAUGAUCACCGAUGAGCAGACUCUCAAGGACUUUGGCUUCGAGAAUUGCGUCAUUCCCUCCGAUCAGUUCACCCUGCUCGGCGUGUACCGAAGCCUCAUCGUGAGCCUGGCAGUCUCGUCCAAGAAGCUCGACGAAUGGAAGGAGCAAGGCCUCCCAGUUGCCGGCGAGAACCUUCUCUCACGAUUCAAGCGAAGACGCGGAACUAUCCCGGGAGAGUUCUAUGAGUGGGCCUUCAGCAACCAGUACAUUUGGGGCCUGAAGAGCAUGUUCGAUGAGUGGGUGGAGAAGUCCAACCGUUACGCCAUGUGGUACAAUGGCGAGAUCUCUGAUGAGGAGUUCGAAGAGGAGGCACGUGCCAAGAAGUCUACCGCCUCGAAGGACAAGAAGCAGAAGAAGCAGACUGCUACUUUGAAGAAAGAUGAUGGUGCUCCCGAGGACAAUGGACAAGACGCCGAAACUGGCGCGAAGAAGAACGCCCCUUCCGAUAAGAAGACUGGCAAAGGGGUUGCAAAGAAGAAGAAGAAGAAGUCCAUUCCUUUCGACAAGUGGAAGUAUGAGACCGUUAAUCUUCCCUCUCAGUCCAAGAAGAGAGAGCGAGAAGAAUCUUCUGGCGGCAAUGUCCCCGAAGCAUCUUCAAAGAAGGCGAAGCUCACCGGAGAGCCUUCUCAGGAGGCACAGAAGGAUUGA
Colletotrichum chrysophilum is the source of this 771-nucleotide messenger RNA. RefSeq lists its product as uncharacterized. Bases 1 to 771 code for a protein of 256 amino acids. The record is from RefSeq and is a predicted model, not a curated record. NCBI's taxonomy places the organism in Eukaryota, Fungi, Ascomycota, Sordariomycetes, Glomerellales, Glomerellaceae. The transcript is spliced from 2 exons.